Messenger RNA from Cuscuta campestris, 5773 nucleotides. NCBI's taxonomy places the organism in Eukaryota, Viridiplantae, Streptophyta, Magnoliopsida, Solanales, Convolvulaceae. The record is from the annotation of a GenBank genome assembly.
UUCUCCUCAUAAACCUCAAUUUGUAAUCAAAUUGGAGACAUUAAUUUUUUUUGGAAAAUGCUAGGGGUACACCAAAAGUGUACCCCAAACAUCCCCACCUCCUCCAUCGCCACACAAAAAAGGCAAAAAAUUUUCAAAAAAAUUUAAAAAUAAAAACAAAAUAAAAUGAAUGGUUAGUACGAGGGUGAUGUAGGGUACAAACCGGUAAGGGCACCGAUUAUGGAGUCUUGGGGUGACGGUACCUGUCCAUGGAUAGGACCCUUGGUUUACACGGAAGCAGCAAUAGUAAUACCCUUGUGUUUCCCAAUUUCAAUGUAUUCUUUUUCGAGUAUAUAACCCAAGAAACCCUCCAAAUUUCUAACUCCAUUUUCUCUCUCUCUCUCGAGAAAAACCCUGAUGCGACGAUGAAUAGACAUGAGCCAGCUUACGCCGGCCGGCCGCACUCCUCGUCGAGGACGUGUGGCUACGCGCCGGGCAGUUACUACAAGCAGCAGCGUUUUCCGUCUCGGCAGCAGCAGAGUCGCCCUCUCCGCAACCACCGCGGUGGCCCUCCGGGAGUGAGGCCUUCGUGGAAGCAGCCGAAUUUCACAAUCCUCCUCCGGCUGAGAAAUAAGACGCUGACGAGGUCGGAAUUGGACAGACUCGUUGAGGAAUUGCCGCGGCGGCCGCAUGAUUUCUUUUUGUGUGAGGGCAGUGUCUUUUCCGGGAAGCUGUUUUACCAGCAGUGGUCGGAGGCGCUGGAGGUAAUUGUGUUCUUGUGGAGACAAAGGCUUGACGGAAAGAGUUCUGUGACGCCUUUUCUUGAGCAGAAUGUGGAGGUGUCUUCGGACAAGCUUGAGUUGGGGGAACGUAUCACGGACCUGUUUCUUGAGAAGCUUGAGGAGUUAUUGGACGGGGAAUUAGUGCAGAAAUGUCGGAAGAAGUUGGCACUGGUGCUAGACGAGCUUGAUAGGGUCUCUGCCCAGCUCCGGAAACCCAAUCUUUUAGGUGUUGCUGCUAAUCUGCUGAAAAAGAAGGAGGCUUUCUUGGCCGAACGAGAUUUGAUAAGUAAAAGGAUUGAGGAGUUCAAGAAUGGGGUUAAGUUUAUAAUGCUUUAUUUGAAGCGGGAGAAGGAGAUGGAUGCUUCUGGGGUGAGUCUUUUUCAGCUCGAUAGAAAAUUCGAUUGGGACCGGAUUCAUCAUAUAGUAAAUAGGGAGUGUAGAAGGCUAGAAGAUGGCUUGCCCAUUUUUUCAUUCCGGCAAGAAAUUCUCAGUCAAAUACGUGGCCAACAGGUCACUCUUUUGACCGGUGAGACUGGUUCAGGAAAGAGCACUCAGUUGGUGCAGUUCCUUGCUGACUCAGGAAUUGGUGGAAAUGAUGCCAUAGUUUGCACUCAGCCCAGGAAACUUGCUGCCACCUCCUUGGCGAAUAGGGUUAAACAUGAAUGUCUUGGUUGCUAUGAGGAGAAUUCAGUUAGCUGCUAUCAAUCAUAUUCAUCUAAACAUCAGUUUGACUCAAAGGUAAUAUUUAUGACGGAUCAUUGCCUUCUGCAGCAGUAUAUGAGUGAUAAUUAUUUAUCCAAGAUAUCAUGCAUCCUUGUUGAUGAAGUGCAUGAAAGAAGCCUAAACACUGAUCUUCUUCUAGCAUUACUAAGGAACUUGCUUCAGCUGAGGCCUGAUAUGAGGCUCAUCAUCAUGUCUGCCACCGCGGAUGCAAAUCAGCUUGCAAACUACUUUUUUGGAUGUGGAAUAAUUCAUGUGGCUGGCAGAACAUUUCCCGUUGACAUUAAGUAUGCCCCUUGUGAAUCUGAAGGUUGUUCUGGUCCUGUUGCUUCUUAUGUUUCCAAUGUUGUCAAGAUGGUGCUUGAGAUCCACAACACAGAGGGAGAUGGAACAAUUCUUGCAUUCUUGACUUCUCAAGUGGAAGUAGAAUGGGCUUGUGAGAAGUUCUGCUCACCAUCAGCUGUUACAUUACCUUUACAUGGAAAACUCUCUGGUGACGACCAAAAUCGAAUUUUUUUCGAUUUCCCAGGAAAGCGAAAGGUCAUAUUCACUACGAAUAUUGCUGAGACAUCUUUGACAAUUCCAGGAGUCAAAUACGUUGUUGAUUGUGGCCUGAUGAAACAGAAGUGGUUUGAACCUGGAACUGGCACAAGUGUUUUGAGGGUUUGCAUGAUCAGUCGAAGUUCUGCAAAUCAAAGAGCUGGGCGAGCUGGGAGAACUGAACCUGGAAAAUGUUAUAGACUCUUCCCUGAAACUGAUUUUGAGAGUAUGCCCUAUCAUGAAGAACCUGAAAUCUGCAGGGUUCAUCUUGGUAUUGCAUUACUGAGGAUUCUUGCAUUGGGCAUAAAAGAUGUCCAGAAAUUUGAAUUUAUUGAUGCACCUUCCUCAGAAGCUAUUGAGAUGACUUUCCGAAGUCUAAUUCAGUUAGGAGCUAUAACUCAAAUUGAUGAUGGUUAUAAAAUAACUGAUGAUGGAAGACUUCUAGUGAAGCUGGGUAUUGAGCCUCGGCUGGGAAAAAUGCUCCUUAGUUGCUUCCGAAAUCGUUUAGGUAGAGAGGGUGUUGCACUUGCCACUGUUAUGGCAAACUCCAGCAGCAUUUUCUGCAGAGUCGGCACUGAAGUAGAAAAACUAAAAUCCGAUUGCCAAAAAGUGCAAUUUUGCCACCCCUCUGGUGACCUUUUCACUCUUCUAUCUGUUUACAAGGAAUGGGAUGACAUGCACGUGCCUCCGGAAAAGAAAAAUAGGUGGUGCUGGGAUAAUAGUAUCAAUGCCAAAACCAUGAGGAGAUGCCAGGAAACUCUGCAAGAAUUGGAAGCGUGCCUUCAGAAUGAGCUGAGAAUCAUCAUUCCAAGUUACUGGCGAUGGAAUCCCCGAGUACAUUCUGAACAUGAUAAAAUUUUGCAAAGUAUAAUACUUUCAUCCCUUGCUGAGAAUGUGGCAAUGUACUCUGGUUAUGACCGGCUUGGUUAUCAGGUGGCACUCACUGGGAAGCAUAUUCAAUUGCAUCCUUCGUGUUCAUUGUUGAAUUUCUGUCAAAGGCCAAGUUGGGUCGUGUUUGAUGAGAUUUUGGUAGCAGCUAAAGAGUAUCUUGUUUGUGCAACUGCUUUUGACUUCACCUCUUUAAUGGCACUUUCUCCUCCUCCAUCGUUUGACUUUCUGAAGAUGGAUGCUCGAAAGCUGCAAAAGAAGGUUUUGACGGGGUUAGGUAGCAUGGUUCUCAAGAGGUUCUGCGGAAAGUCUAAUACUUGCCUCAAUCAUCUUGUUUCACGAAUCAGAACAUCAUUUAUGGAUGAACGCAUUGGCAUUGAGGUGGAUGUUGAUCACAAUGAGAUUUUGUUAUAUGCGUCUUCUGGAGACAUGGAUGGAGUUUUGAUGUCUGUAAAUGAAGUGUUGGAACACGAGCAUAAAAUAUUGAAAAAUGAGUGUUUGGAGAAAUGCACAUACAAGGGAGGAUCUUCGUUUUCAGCUUCCUUUGUUCUUUUUGGGGCUGGUGCGGUGAUAAGGCAUUUGGAGCUAGAUAAGAGAUGCUUGACUAUUGACAUAUACCAUUCAAAUGUAAAUGCAAUUGAUGAUAAGAAGUUGUUGAUGUUUUUGGAGAGGAACUGCGGUGACAUAGGUGUGGUCCACAAGUUUAUAGGCUCAAGUCAAGACAGUGAGGAGAGAGAAAAAUGGGGCAGGGUAACAUUUAUCAGCCCUAAGGCAGCGAAUCUGGCUACUGCACUAAACUCUGUUGAUUUUAAUGAUGGUGUCCUGACAUUAGUUCCUUCAAAGAUAAUCUGUGGUGGCGAUCAAAAGAUUUUUUCAUCUCCUUUGCUCAAAGCGAGAAUCUGUUGGCCGCGUAGGAGUAGUAGAGGGACAGCUAUUGUGAAAUGCAACCGAAAUGAUGUCACUUCUAUACUUGAUGACUUUUCUUCUAAUCUAAUAAUAGGAGGAAGGUAUGUUCAUUGUGCGCGGAGCACAAAAACCUAUGACAGCAUAGUUAUAUCUGGAGUUGGUAAAGAUGAUUCUGAAUCUGAGAUCUUUGAAGAGUUAAGUGUAUUGACGCCCAAGAAGAUCAUUGAUGUGUUUUUCAUCAGAGGAGAUGCAGUAGAACAUCCUUCACUAGUUGCUCUUGAGGAAGCUCUGUUGAGAGAAAUAUCAUCAUUGAUGCCUAAGAAGGCUCCCUAUGGUAACUCUCUUCGUGUCCAGGUCUUCCAACCUGAACCAAAUGAAACUUAUAUGAGAGCAACUAUCACAUUCGAUGGAAAUCUUCACCUAGAAGCUGCAAAGGUGUUAGAACAAAUGAAUGGGAAAGUGUUGCCUGGAUGUUUUCCAUGGCAGAAGAUAAAAUGCCAACGACUGUUUCAUAGUUCUCUGUCUUGUUCUGCACCAGUGUAUCAUGUAAUUAGGAUGCAGCUCGAUGCUUUACUUGCAAGAUUCCGGAAUCGUAAAGGUGUGGAAUGCAGUCUUGAUCGGAAUGAGAACGGGUCAUAUAGGGUCAAGAUAACUGCAAAUGCUACCAAAAUCGUGGCAGAAGUUAGAAAGCCUUUUGAGGAGGUUUUGAACGGAAAGGUGAUAGAGCAUGAAGGUGUUACUCCCACGGUCCUACAACAUCUCUUCUCUUGGGAAGGCAUCAGUCUUAUGAGGUCAAUUCAGCAGGACACUGGGACCUACAUUCUCUUUGACAAGCAUAACGUAACCGUUAGAAUAUUUGGUUCCCCGCACAGGGUUGACAUGGCACGUCAGAAAUUCGUGGAAUCCCUCCUUGCGUUGCACGAAAGCAAGCAACUCGUGGUCCAUCUCCGCGGUGAAACCUUACCCCCUGAUCUGAUGAAGAGAGUGGUUCAGAAGUGUGGGCCCGAUCUGAUCGGGCUAAAGGAGAUGUUCCCCGAGGGGGACUUCUCUCUCAACAUCAGACACCACUGCAUUCACAUAAAAGGCAGCAGUAAAGAUCUGAAGCAAAGAGUUGAGGAUGCCAUUUACGAGAUCGCCCAGACAGGUGGCACGAAUAUCCAAAGGAACGACGAAGAAGCCAGCUGCCCAAUCUGCCUGUGCCAGGUGGACGAUGGUUACAGGCUCGAAGCCUGUCUCCACCAGUUCUGCCGGUCCUGCCUUGUGGACCAGUGCGAGUCUGCAAUCAGAAGCAGGGACGGUUUCCCCUUGCGCUGUCUCCACAGAGAUUGUGGGACCCCCAUCAUCGUUGCGGACCUGAAGUCUCUUUUGACGGUUGACAAGCUGGAAGAGCUCUUCCGGGCAUCCUUGAGUGCUUACGUGGCAGGAAACCCGUGUUACCGGUUUUGCCCCUCACCCGACUGCCCGUCAAUCUACCGCGUGGGAACAGACUCGGCAUUCGUCUGCGGAGCGUGCUACGCGGAGACAUGCACAAGAUGCCACCUGGAGUACCACCCCGACCUUUCGUGCGAGAAGUAUCGCGAGUUCAAAGAUGACCCUGACCUGUCCCUCAAGGAGUGGUCGGACGGGAAGGAGAACGUGAAGAAGUGUCCCGUGUGCAAGUGCACCAUAGAGAAGGUGGACGGCUGCAACCAUGUCGAGUGCCGGUGUGGGAAACAUGUUUGCUGGGUCUGCUUGGAGGUAUUUGAAUUCAGCGAUGAUUGCUAUAAUCAUUUACGUUCCGUCCAUUUGGCCAUUAUAUAAUACAUAUAGCACUACAGUCUUCUUCUGUAUAUAAACAUGUAUCUAUUAUCUCUAUGUGUUUAUUAUUAUCCGUAUGCCAUUACCAUGAAUGCAUUCAUCAGAAUGUGUAUGUUUCGACAACGUAAAUCUACUACUCUGUCGAAUGUACGAGUAUCCUU